AUGCACCUUGUGUCAGUAUGCAUUAGAAUCAGUGCGCUUGGGUGGACAGAUUGGAGAGGAACUUCUUUCCUCACUUCCCCUCUUGUUUCUUUCCAUUCUUUUACAGGCCAUGAUAUAAUUGCCUGGUUGACACACAAAUACAGAAUCAGCGAGGAGGAGUCUCUGCACCUUGGCAACAUGCUGGUGAAAUAUGGAUAUAUUUACCCCCUCAAAGAGCCGAGGUGCCUUGUGCUACGGCCCGAUGAGUCACCCUACCGCUUCCAGACUCCUUAUUUCUGGACUAGUACCAGGUGGCCCGCGUCAGAGCUGGACUAUGCAAUCUAUCUGGCUAAAAAGAAUAUAAGAAAACAAGGCGAACUGAUGGAAUAUGAGAAGGAAAGGUACAGUCUGUUGCACAAGAGGAUCAACCACACAUGGGACUUUGUUGUGAUGCAAGCCAGAGAGCAACUCAGAGCGUCCAAACAGAGGCGGAAGGCUGACCGCAUUGUUCUGGAGUGUCAGGAGCAGGCUUACUGGCUCAUCAACAGACCCCCGCCUGGGGUUAAUAAUGUGUUGGACACAGGCUUGGAGCGACCAAAUAGCUUCAGCUGCAGAGUCACACUGAACUAGAACAGUGACUACUACAAAAGAGAGAUUGAAGCCUGUAGAAAGGCUCUUGGAAGAAACCGUGUAAAAUCAUCCAUCUGCCUAGAAGGUUUUCUGAAAUACAGCGAGCAGUACCUGAACCACGAUCCCAUUAUGCAAGGCUGCCUGCCCAGUAACCCCUGGAUCUCUGAUGACACCGCGCACUGGACGAUGAACGCAGAAAUAGUGCCGGUCCCGACGCGUCUACGAGUAGAACGCUGGAGCUUCAGCUUCAUGGAGCUCCUCAACGAUGCCAUGGGGAGGAGGGAGUUCAUGACCUACCUGGAGAAGGAAUUCAGUGCGGAGAACCUGUAUUUCUGGCAGGCGUGUGAGGAUGUCAGACAUGGAGAAAGCUCCAAAAUCGUAGAGAAAGUGGAAGACAUCUACAAGAAUUUCCUGGCUCCUGGAGCGGCCCGCUGGGUCAACAUCGACAGCAAGACGAUGGAUAAAACCUUAGAGGGGAUCAAACGGCCGCACCGCUUUGUCAUGGACGACGCGCAGAUGCACAUUUACUUCCUCAUGAAGAAGGACUCCUAUCCAAGGUAUCUCAAGUCUGACCUGUACAAGAACAUGCUGGCCAAAGCCAUCGUCCCCCAGGAAACCAAGAAAAGCGUGUUCCCCUUCAUGAGACGCCAGAGGCACUCUAGCCCCUCCCCUGCUCAGACUGCCACCCAGGCAGCAGAGGAAGAAGGCCUUGCCAAGGGGGCAGGUGCCAACUCUGCAGCUGGCUCGCAUUUCUGAUCCAGGCCAAAAAAAAGAAUCCAAAAGAGAGAGAAAGACUCGGUCACUUUACUCUCUGUUGUCUGAGUUUUUUCUUUAAAGUCAAACAGAGCUUCUCGUACGCCGCAGCAACAUCACUAGAGCUUUGAGAAACAGGUGUCAUGGCACACCUGAGCAGCAUGCCACUGAAGGACAACCAGUGAACCACAGAGAAGAGCUUUUUCUACACCCUUUAUUGUUGCAUCCUCAUCCCAUCACAGUGUGCUGAAUAGUUUUUCCUGUGAUCCCCAUAUCAAGUGUUCUUUUUCUAUAGAAUCCUGAGCCGGUUUAGGUAAAGGCGUCGGUAACGUGAUAUUUCUUCAGAGAUCUGCCUCAGUGUGACUGUGAUUGUUGGGCAGUUUGCUUGUGCAGUUGGAGCUGCACAUUGCGUUUGUCGUUGCCGUUCACUUUUCUCUGCUCUCAACUCAAUAAAAUGUCACAACAGCAGUUAGUGUGGUGCUACAGCCUCAGCCCUGCAUGCUGUGAGUACCUGUGAGUGUGUGGAUCAGCGACCAGGUUUUAGAGCACCCUUUCCUUCCUCUCUUUCUACCACACACUGCUAAUCGAUUUCAUGGUUUAAGUUUUUAAAUCACCAGAAAAAAGUUAAGUAAAAAAAUAAAUAAACAAACGUUCCCACUGAAA
This is a messenger RNA of Neolamprologus brichardi, 2025 nucleotides long. NCBI's taxonomy places the organism in Eukaryota, Metazoa, Chordata, Actinopteri, Cichliformes, Cichlidae. The record is from RefSeq and is a predicted model, not a curated record.